CUUGUAGCGCACUCUGUGUGGACCGUGCUCAUAUGUCACAAAUCAUGUUGUUCCGCGGAAUGAAAGAUACAAAAAAAAAUAACGUGGGAUGGUGGCACACGGGACAACGCCCAAUAUUACACAUUUUGUGUAUGACGAACUGCGGGCUUCUUUGCAACACAAUAGCCUUACUGACCUUAACACUGUUUCUAGCAAGCUUUGUAUUUCUUAUCUUGACAAUAAUGUGCACUACUUGUUGUAACGCGCUCUGUAUGGAACGCGUUUACACGUCAUACAUUAUGUUGUUCCGCGGCAAAUUGGCGCGUCUAUGAAUGAGAACAAAAUACAAAGAAACCUGUGGGAUGGUGGCACACCGGCCAACGCCCAAUAUUACACAUUUCGUGUCUGACGAACUGCGGGCUUGGCCUCAACGUAAUAUAUAAUAGCCUUACUGGUGGUUUUAACACUCUCUAGUCGUGCUCAUCAUUGAAGAAUACCGGCUUCGCAGAUUUUUCUCGGCACUUAAUUGACAUUGGGAAUGACAAUGGGCGUUUCGAUUACCGCAUUUCAAUCAGCUACGUGUAUUUGCAGUCCCUUGCGUGAGGUUUACAAGUGUAAAGUAACGGAUAUGUCAGUGUUAUAUUACCAUAUUUAAUAACCAGUUUUUAACCGGUCCUUCAGACGCCGGCAGCGCUCAACGCGUGUUUUCCUUCCAUUCAGGCAUGCAAGUUUCAAAUUGUCGAGCCUGCAAAUAUGAAGAAAAGAAUUUGUGCGAAGCAAUGGUCGCAGUUUAAAUCUGAUGGUGCAAGCAGAUCGCCUGUAAUGGUAAAUAUUUUUAAUCAAUUCGUAAAAAUAGAAAAAAAAUGAAUUGAAAAAGUUCCUUCAUAUCAUAUUCAGCUGCAAAAGCACGCGGCGGAGGUCGCAGGAGUCUUCGUUACUAUAUUCUAUAAAGUAACGGUGAAAAUUAACACUCCGCUUUCAGCCAUUUAUUAGGGCUUGUUCAUAUCCCUAGCUCAACUUCUUCGGAGCUCCUGCUGCUUCACCAUCUCAUCCCGCUGAUGCUUUAGGAACACUACAUUUUCCAGAGCUUCUAUUUUCAUCACUCUGGAGGUGGUACGUACGGCUGCGCCAAAUAUAAAGUACCGGCGAAAACACUCCGCCUUUAGCCAUUUAUUAGGACUUGUUCAUAAUUCCUAGCACUUCCUCUUCGGAGCUCCUGCUUCUUCAUCGUCUUCUCCCGCCGAUCCUCUAGGACCACUACAUAUUUAAAUUACCUGCCAGGGGCAGCAAGAUUCACUCCGGUUAAAAUCACCCACUACAAGUACCCGCUACCCGUUACAAGUAUAUCUGAUAUAUCUGCACCUAUAACGAAAUCACACCAUUCCGUAUUCAGUGUGGCACGUUGAAGCUGGACACGCGUAAAAUGCUGCACUUUUGAGUGUGUGUCCUUUUUUUUUUUUUUUCGUACUUCUCGCGAGUGAAGGGUUCCUUGACACCAGAGCAGUCAAGACGGGAUGCAAGCAACAAGAAAAGACGAAAGGCCGGCUCCCGGAAAAUGGGAUGUGCACCGCCGAAACCGGACGUGGGUCUAGGGGCACGGUUGCCAAAAGCACCGCCGGCGGAAUUUUGUUGCUGUUGAUGUUUCCAUGACAACGGUCAAGCUCUGUCGGUGCGUCACCCCCAUUUUCCUUUGUUUUUUUUCUUGGGAGGGAGGGGGGAGGAGGGGCUAGCGCGUAACUUGUAUCUCUUUUAGAAGAAACACCGGCUCGGCGUGGUGUUAGAACCUCGAAUCUUGCGGCUCAUCUGACUACUACUGACCACUGUGCUGCUGUUCCAGAUUAAAUGUGAAGGUGUGAAGUAGCACAAACCACACGAGACAAGACAUUGCACAGGGCUUCAAACAGCGGGUACACAGGUGUGCGUCAACUGUAGGUCCCGUAUUGCAUAAAGUUACUAUUAUGCCUAUGCCGUAUUGUUUGCUAAUGCAAUGCCUAAUAGCAUGCAUAUGCAUGUACACCGCUACCAGCUGGUUACACGAAAGACAAGUGAGUACGGUUGAGCCAGCGCCUGGUUGCGCAUGGAAAUUUAAUAAAACUUUAUUUUUUAAAGAAAGAAAACUUACAAUAUUAUGCCUGAGAAAAAAAAAAAGCUCUUUUUAAAUAGUGUUGUCGUACAAAGAUUAAGCGUCCACCAACAAUGACAAAACGAUGAUGGCGGCGCCCUGCGCUAAAUUUUGUGGCGACAAAAUGCGGCAAAAUAGAACGACAUUUUCGUCGUGGUGGUAAUCGCGGUGCGAGUGUGGCACAUUAACGAGGCACUCAAUGACGGGAAAGAGUUAUUGUUCUUGCGCGACUAGAUAGUCGCGAAGAAAGCACGCAAGCAUGGCGAUCGAGCACCUCGUAAUGCUCAGCGGCAGUAGCGACGACAACCUGCUACGUGUACCGCAAAACACUCUCGUGGCACUGUUCGCGUUCGCCUACUGCGAGGUGGACGGUCUCCGCGUCGUUCUAGUGCGAGGUGACGCAGCCGCCAACGACGGUGGCUGCAGCCGUGAGCUACUCUUCGCUUUGCCUCGCGGCGUCCUUUCGAGGCUCAAAUGCAUCGAGGCGAGCGACUCGCCGACACCCCAAGAGCUACUCGACUGUGAUCCCCCCGCCGUCUAUCUGCCCGACAAGACCACCGCGACUUGCAUCGGCGGACUCGCGGGUGUCCUCCGAUGGGCGCUGGGUCAGUUCGGCAGUCGAACCCGGGACCCCGAGUGCAAGGCGCUGCUGGGCUUCCGCGGCGGCUGCCUCGCAGCCUGCUCGGAGUCUUCCCUCUGGACUCGCUUCUGCGAGCUCGACAUACAGAGGGUCGUCCCGAAACUCCGAACGCGUUGCUCUGGCAGCGGGUCCGAAGCUACACUGCGGCUUCCCGAGGAGCUGCUCCUGCUCGAGGCGCACAUGCGACAGCCGGUGAAGACGCACAACGUUCGGAGAAAGCAGCAGCAAGUGUUUCGAGCGUCGCGCCGUGAGGGAGCGGGUAGCGAUCACGUCGACGGCUCGCCCGCAAAGCGCGAGCCGACCGACGGUAAACUGCCUGAACUGGAACACCGGUUCGUCGAGGGUUUCGACCAGACGCUAGCCGACGUGGUGCUCUUUCCCGUCGUUCACCUCAUAUUCACCGAGCUGGCCGCCGUUACGAGUCGAGACGCAAUAUCCGAAAGGCUGCCGUUCACUUUCAGGUGGUACGAAACGAUGUAUGCGCAGGCGCAAACUCGCCUCGCCUUGGACGCUCUUGAACUGAAACGCGUGGAACAGGUCGAGCGAGUUGAGUGCAGCAGGUUCAUCGAAGAGUCGGAGCUCCCGAAGGACAGCCUCUACUCGUCUCACCCGGCCCGCACGAAGCCUCGGAUUCGGCACAAGAACCCAGAAUCGAUCAUCAGCUCGCUCAGGGAGGCCCGCAUAACGCCGGACUUGAAGCCCAACCCUGGGGAAGGCUCCCUGCCUCUGCCCUGGGACGAGUUUCCAGAGAAAGUACACCCUCUCGGAGGAGGCCUUCCACAAACCAGGCUCCUACGCAAGUGUCAGCAGAUCGAGAACCUUGUUGUCCUGGCUCUCCAACAAGCCUUCGAUGGCUGCACGAUCGUUGACUUCUGUUCCGGAGGAGGUCACGUGGGCAUCGUCCUGGCCUACUUGCUCCCUGACUGCCGGGUAGUGAUGAUCGAGAACAAAGAAGAGUCGAUGCACCGUGCACGGGAGAGGGUCAGAUCCCUGGGUUUACGAAAUGUCAUCUUGUAUCAGUGUAACAUGGACUACUACGUCGGUGAUUUCGACUUGGGCGUCUCCUUGCACGCAUGCGGUGUUGCUACUGACUUGGUUUUGCAGAAGUGCAUUGAACGCAAUGCGGCUUUUGUGUCAUGUCCCUGUUGCUACGGUGCCAUGAAGGCAACGGAGAGCAUCACCUACCCUCUCAGUCGUGCCUUCAGAGACAUGGGCAUCUCCAAAGAGGACUACACACUGUUGUGCCACUAUGCCGAUCGGACUGAGCGCGACACGCCAACGUGCCAGCAAGGCCAUUAUUGCAUGGCUCUGGUGGACCAAGACCGGGCAAUGGGAGCGGCCGAAAGCGGCUAUGAAGUUAUUGUGACGCAGAUGGUACCGCACGAUUGCUCGCCCAAGGGACUCGUAUUGGUCGGCAAACGGACAUCUAAAGUGUGUUGAAAAUUCACACUGCCAGUUUUCGAGCACACCUUUUGAGUUGUGUGGAGAUACCAUUGCAUACUCUUAGUGCAUAUGGGUUCAGUAGGAAUAGAAGGCUUGCAUGGAAUCGUCCAUUUCAUUGUUGUUCACUGUGAUCGGCAAAUGCACACUGGUAUAAUUGUUACAGCCUCAGUCAAACUGUGGCUACACUUCUGAAUCAGCAGAAGUCAGGUGAAUCAAAGUGAGUUGUUUAGUAAGUACUGCAUGUUGAAGUUACAUCAUGUUUUUUGUGAAAAAGUCUUCUGUGAUGUUUAAUACAUGGAGCCAUUCUUUGUA
Molecule: messenger RNA, 4496 nt
Organism: Dermacentor andersoni
Lineage: Eukaryota; Metazoa; Arthropoda; Arachnida; Ixodida; Ixodidae
Product: glutathione S-transferase C-terminal domain-containing protein homolog
Cellular component (GO): cytoplasm
Source: RefSeq, a predicted model, not a curated record